AUGGCCCUAACCUUCCUCACACCCAUGGAACGCGACGUCUUACACAACGUGCGCCGUGUCCGUCGCAGCUCCUUUUUCCGCCCUCUGCUCGACCCGGGUAACCCCAUCUUACUCGUCCACGAACAAGACAUCUCCUCCCUGGAGCGCGUACAACUCCUCACCCGCCCCGUCGGCGAGGCAGAACGCCACCACAUCUUCCGCUCCCUGCAACCGUUCCUGAAACCCGAACAACUCUACCCGCUCCGGAUGCUGCUCUUCGACGGGGCGGCCGUCCAGAUCAGAAGCAACACACAGGGCAGCGGAGUCGAAUCCCCCGAACUCGUCCAGAGACCCGAAACGAUGGAUUUCUUCGAUUACGCGCUGGAUUGGCAUUACAAUAAAGAUCCGAGGCAGGUACGGUAUGAAGACGAUGGUCUUCCGGUGAGGGCCCCGCCGCCGAAGGGGGAGGCUCUGAGUGAGUUGUUUAUCAAUAAAAGGUCUACUGUCGAGGUCGCGAGGAGUGAGCGGAGUAGUGGUGAGAUUUCGAAUUUCCCGGCUUCGUAUGGGAUUUCUGGGACGGCGAAUGAGUUUCAGGGGCCGUACGGAAGGCAGAGUUUUGAUGCGCCGGGACCAAGUCGAUUACGGGGCCGGGGCGAUGAUGGAGGAGGAGUAGAAGACUUCGAUGGACCGAGUUGUUCACGGGAUGAGAGUGAAGAUGAAGGAGGACCGAGUUGUCUGCGUGGUGGAGCAGACGAGGAGGGAGGAGAAUCCCCAGAGCUUAACAACAAGAAAGGCAAAGGCAAAGAAAAAGCGAGAUCGACGAGGAGUAUCUUCGGAGACUUUUUCCGCGGCCGAAAGCCGAAACCACUCGCAGAUGAUGAACGAUUCCCGAAGGGGCUGUGGUGGUUAGCCGGUGGCAACACGCGAAAGGGAAGGAGAAUGCCGACGGGAAAGGAAUUGAGGGAGAGGAAGGAGGCUGAGGAGAGGAAUCGAGACGUUGUGGGCUUCCUGGGAACCGCAAUGGGGAGAAGAGCAGCGCCGAAGCCGAAGGGAGGCGCGAGGGAGAGGACGGAGGCGAAAGGAGGCGAUGCUGAGGGAGGCGAUGCUGAGGGCGGCGAUAUCGGCGAGCACAGCCCACAAGAUGUCUUCAUGUCUGGGGGACUCGGUACGUGAAAUCACCAAGGUCCAUCGAACACCCUCCCGGUUUCCUCUAGGAAGUCUACUGACAUACCCCAGGCUCAUCCACUUCUCUCCCCAAAGCACCAUCUCCAGGACAUGGUCCGCAGAGAAAAGCCGAAGAGGACGAAAGCGAUAUUGGCACGCUCUCCAUAACUCCUGUUGAUCCAGAUACCCCCAGAGCUGAUGUUGCCCGGGCCGAGUGGGAAAUCAGAAAACAACGAACGCGCCAGCAUAUCAGAGCCCCGGACAGUCGAAUCUGACCGGGAGAAAGCGAAUGAAGCGUCGGGUGGUGGCGACAAGGGACCUCAAGACUCGUCCCGCGACGGCAAAAACGAUGACGAAGCUGUGGGAGUGCUUGCUGCUGAUGUCGUCAACCCGUCGACGCCUGUAGCGGAGGAGACGGCUGAUGCUGACGCGAAAUUACCAGCGCCGGACGCAACAGGAACUAUGGAGUCGCCGGGAAGGGCACUCGCUGGAGGCGAGAUAGAUCCUCGGACACAUGAGCAAACGGCAGCAGAGCCUGUUGAGCAGCCGAUUUCGAGACCAGCUCCCUAG
Messenger RNA from Lecanosticta acicola, 1713 nucleotides. The record is from the annotation of a GenBank genome assembly. Lineage: Eukaryota; Fungi; Ascomycota; Dothideomycetes; Mycosphaerellales; Mycosphaerellaceae.